AUGGUCCCCAAAGAAGAAUUCCAGUACCCAGGGAUUGUCAAGCUGCUCCUGCACUUCAGAUGGACAUUCACUGGUCUCAUCGCUCCAGACACUGACAAUGGAGAGGGGUUCAUGAAGACCUUGAGGCCUCUGCUCCUCAGGAGUGGCAUUUGUGUUGCCAUCUCAGAAAGCUUCCCACGAUUGAAUACACAUGACAUCCAGAUCAAACCAUUUCCAUUUCUCAAAUGGAGACAAGUCCAUGUAUUUGUUUACUAUGCUGACCCUAUUUAUAUCUCAGCAGGAAUAUUCACUGUACAAAAAAUAUUCGACACAUUUAUAAAGCCCAUUGAAGGGCAAGUCUUGAUCACCACAGCUAUGUGGGACAUCUCUUUGGACUUAAUGUACAGUGGCCUAUCUUUCCAACACAUCCAUGGUAUUUUUUCCUUCUUUAUUGAGACAAAUAAAAAUAUAAACUAUGAUGAUUUUUUACCCUUUUUCUUCACUAUCAAGGGGCUUGAGGAGAAAGCUUUUAAUUGUUCCUAUUCAAAGCAUGCAUUGUCAGUGAAAGGUUGGACAAGAUGCAGAGAGAGAGAGGACCUGGAUAUGCUGCCCCAAGAAUAUCUGGAAAGGAUCCUCUCUCUAGACAGCUACAGGAUUUACAACACUGUCCACGCCAUGGCACGGGCCUUAGAUGUUGCUUAUUCAUCUAGAUCUAAAUGGAAGAUGAAGGACAGGCUGGAAGUUCAAAGGCUAAAGCCAUGGGAGACCCUGCCUUCUUCCAGGUGUGUGGAAAGCUGCCGCCCUGGAUCUGUCAAGGUGGUUCAGGAAGGAAAUCCACUUUGCUGCUACGACUGCGUUCCCUGCGGGGAAGGGACCAUCUCCACUCUGGAAGAUGCAGAGUGGUGCACCAAAUGUCCAGUAGAUCAGCAUCCAAACAAGGACAAAGAUCAGUGUAUCCCCAAGACUAUCACCUUCCUGGCCUAUGAAGAUUCUUUGGGGAUCCUCCUGGCUUCUCUCAUCCUGUUCUUGUCCUUGACCACAGGCUUUGUUUUAGGUACUUUCAUUGCAUUCCAAGAAACUCCGAUAGUCAAAGCCAACAACCGGGACCUCUCCUACAUCCUCCUCGUCUCCCUCCUGCUUUCCUUUCUGUCCUCCUUCCUCUUCAUCGGCCACCCAAGAAAAGUGACCUGUCUUCUCAGACAAACAGCCUUCAGCAUGAUCUUCUCAGUUGCUGUCUCUUCUGUGUUGGCAAAAACCAUCACUGUAGUGCUGGCCUUCCUAGCCACAAAGCCAGGGAACAGAGCGAGGAGAUGGCUGGGGAAGGGUCUGGCCAACUCCAUUGUUAUUUCCUGUUCCAGUGCCCAAGUUAUCAUCUCCACCAUCUGGUUGAGAAUCUCUCCCCCAUUUCCAGAGUCUGACAUGCACUCCCAGCCUGGAGAGAUCAUCCUGCAAUGCAAUGAAGGGUCUGUCACCAUGUUUUAUGUUGCUCUUGGCUACAUGGGCUUCCUGGCUGCCAUCUGCUUCGUGGUGGCUUUCCUGGCCAGGAAGCUGCCUGGGGCCUUCAAUGAAGGCAAGCUGAUCACCUUCAGCAUGCUGGUCUUCUGCAGUGUUUGGGUCUCCUUUGUGCCCACCUAUCUGAGCACGAAGGGGAAAUAUAUGGUAGCCGUGCAGAUCUUCUCUAUCUUGGCCUCCAGUGCUGGCCUUCUGGGCUGCAUCUUCAUGCCCAAGUGCUACAUUAUUGUACUGAGGCCUGAUCUGAAUACAAAGAUGCAUUUAACAACAAAAACAAAGGCAGAAAUCUGA
Molecule: messenger RNA, 1782 nt
Organism: Rhineura floridana
Lineage: Eukaryota; Metazoa; Chordata; Lepidosauria; Squamata; Rhineuridae
Product: vomeronasal type-2 receptor 26-like
Exons: 3
Coding region: 1-1782 (593 amino acids)
Biological process (GO): G protein-coupled receptor signaling pathway
Cellular component (GO): membrane
Molecular function (GO): G protein-coupled receptor activity
Source: RefSeq, a predicted model, not a curated record